Pistacia vera is the source of this 1780-nucleotide messenger RNA. Its product is annotated as 3-ketoacyl-CoA synthase 12-like. Lineage: Eukaryota; Viridiplantae; Streptophyta; Magnoliopsida; Sapindales; Anacardiaceae. The coding region runs from base 50 to 1447 and encodes 465 amino acids. Gene Ontology annotation, cellular component: membrane. Gene Ontology annotation, biological process: fatty acid biosynthetic process. The transcript has a single exon. Gene Ontology annotation, molecular function: acyltransferase activity, transferring groups other than amino-acyl groups. The record is from RefSeq and is a predicted model, not a curated record.
UUCACUCUUUCUUUCUUUCUUUCUCUUCAUAUCUCUCUCCUUUGUCUCCAUGGAUCUUCUUUUUUAUUUCUAUAUUCUCCCUAUUUUGUAUCUCGUUUUCAAGUUAUGGAAGUGGUUUGAUGAGAAAAAUGACCAAGAAUGUUACGUAAUAGAUUAUCAGUGCUAUAAGCCAACUGAUGACAGAAUGGUUGACACUGAAUUUAGCGGAGAGGUGAUGAAGAGGAACAAACAACUUGGUCUCAAUGAGUACAAGUUCCUCUUGAAAGCCAUUGUAAGUUCAGGAAUUGGCGAGCAAACUUACGCUCCAAGUAUCAUGUUCUCCGGCCGAGAAUUUACUCCUACAUUGCAAGAUGGGCUGUCGGAGAUGGACGAAUUUUUCCAUGACAGCAUUGAAAAACUUUUGGCCAGGUCAGGCAUUUCUCCUCAAGAAAUUGAUGUUCUUGUUGUUAAUAUUUCCAUGCUAGCCGCAGUUCCUUCUUUAUCUUCUAGAAUCAUCAAUCUCUACAAGCUGAGGGAGGAUGUUAAGGUUUUUAAUCUUACUGGUAUGGGAUGUAGUGCAAGUUUAAUAUCAGUUGAUAUUGUGCGUAACAUUUUUAGAACUUACAAAAAUGUGUAUGCACUAAUUGUGACCUCGGAAUCCUUGAGUCCAAAUUGGUAUUCAGGAAAUAACAGGUCAAUGAUUCUUGCAAAUAUUUUGUUCCGGAGUGGUGGUUGUGCUAUCCUUUUGUCUAACAACAGGACCUUAAAGCAUCGAGCCUUGCUCAAACUAAAGUGUCUAGUCAGGACACACCAUGGUUCCAGAGAUGAAUCUUAUGAAUGUUGCAUACAAAGAGAAGACGAAGACGGAAAAAUAGGGUUUCACCUCGGCAAGAACCUCCCAAAGGCUGCUACUCGUUGUUUUGUUGACAAUCUUAGGGUAAUUUCCCCCAAGAUCUUGCCACUAAGGGAACUACUUCGAUUUGUUGUAGUUUCAUUUGUUCGAAAAAUGAGUAACAAGUCUCCAAAAGGAGAUCAACCCAAAAAAUCAUUAAUAAACUUCAGGACGGGUGUUGAUCAUUUCUGCAUCCACACUGGUGGCAAAGCAGUAAUAGAUGGGAUUGGUUUCAGUCUUGAUCUAACCGAGUACGAACUAGAGCCAGCUAGAAUGACUCUUCAUAGAUUUGGGAACACAUCUGCAAGCAGUCUUUGGUAUGUUUUGGCUUACAUGGAAGCCAAGAAGAGACUGAAGAAAGGAGACAGGGUUUUGAUGAUAAGUUUUGGUGCCGGCUUUAAAUGCAACAGCUGUUUGUGGGAGGUGAUGAGAGACCUGGAAGGAAAUGCUGGUAAUGUUUGGAGAGACUGCAUUGAUAGCUACCCACCAGAGUCUUUGGCUAACCCUUAUAUGGAGAAAUAUGGUUGGAUUCAAAAUGAAGAUAUUAGCACCUUCAAAAUUCCUGAUGAGGAGUAAGAAGAAGAUUUACACACCCAAAAACCUUCAUGGAUGCUUAUACUUUUUUUAAUUCACCAAAACUUCUAUUUCUUGCAUUUCAUUAUUUUAUCUGUAUACUAUUAAGGUCGUUAUUAUUGUUAAAAUCCCUUUGUGGAUUUCAUCUGCCAAUAAGAUGUGCAGCUUCCAAAUUCCGAACACUGAUAGAUAUUGAUCCGAAGUUUGCUACAUCCUAUUGGACUUGAGAGUUAUUUUCUUUUUCUUGUUCAAUUUUCUUUACAGGUAUUGACAAUUAAUGCACGUUACAGCUUUGUUUAAUUGUUUUUACGAAUAGAAAAAGAAAACAGGUGUAAU